CAACCUUUAAUAAAGGCCAAUUAUUAUAUAAUUUGACAUUUCAAAAAACCUAACGUCAAUGUCAAGCAACUAACAAUAAAUAAGUAAAAAAAUCAUUUCCAACAAAUAAUAUGUUAAAAGUAUUAACCGGGGUGUGCUCUAAAGUGGGAGCAACUUUGAGCAAAAGAUCCGUACAAACUUGUUCCGUUUUGCAACAUGAUAAUCUAUUUGUACAUAGAGAUACACCUGAGGAUAAUCCAGGAAUUAAUUUUGAAUUUUCAUCUGAAAAUCAAAAGAGGGUAGAAGCAAUCCUAGCGAUUUACCCCGAAGGCCACAAGCGAGCCGCAAUGAUCCCCUUGUUAGAUUUAGCUCAGAGACAGCACGGGUGGCUGCCGAUAUCCGCCAUGCACAAAGUGGCCGAGAUAUUGAAUUUACCGAAUAUGAGGGUUUACGAAGUCGCCACGUUUUACACCAUGUUUAUGAGAAAACCUACUGGCAAAUAUCACGUUCAAGUGUGCACCACGACUCCUUGCAUGCUAAGAGGAUCUGAUAAGAUAUUAGAUACUAUUAAGAAGGAAUUGUGCAUUGGAGUCGGUGAAACUAGCGAAGAUAAACAGUGGACUCUAUCCGAGGUGGAAUGUUUAGGAGCUUGCGUUAAUGCCCCAAUGGUCCAAAUUAAUGAUGAUUACUACGAAGAUUUAACUGAGAAAACUACGAAAGAAAUAUUGGAUGAAAUAAAGGCUGGAAAGAAACCGGCUCCUGGACCAAAGAAUGGUCGAUUUGCUGCAGAACCCAUUGGAGAACCAACGUCAUUAAAAGAACCACCUCCAGGACCGGGAUUUGGUGUUAGAAAAGAUUUGUAAUCGGAAUUUCUAAGAAUAAAAAAUUAGUCACUACAA
Messenger RNA from Phyllotreta striolata, 878 nucleotides. The record is from the annotation of a GenBank genome assembly. Lineage: Eukaryota; Metazoa; Arthropoda; Insecta; Coleoptera; Chrysomelidae.